AAAGAAGAACUAUAAAAUUAUUAGUUUAAUUUGUCAAAAAGAUAUGCUAAUGUUUUCAAAAUAAUUGAUCACAAAAAGAGAUGGGAGCAGCCAGCCAAAAGACAAGUGAAAACGCGUAGACUAAAAGUGCUUCUUGUAGUAUUAAGUGUAAAAAUGUAAACCCUUGUUUUGCUUUGCUUUGCGCCAUUCCAUCUCCAUGUGACGCUGACCUAUUUAAAAUUAUAAUUCCUCCUCCCCACCCUUUUGCAUUGAAAAUCCUUCCUUUCUUCCCACUUCCUUCUACUUCACUCACUCUACAAAUUCUCCAUCUCAAUUCAAUGCAAAUACUCUCUCCUUUUUGUGUUUGAACCCUCAAUCUAUUCUUUUAGAGAAGAACCCAGAUUUCAGAAAUGGCUCGAGUUGGGAAUUUCAGAGCCACAAAGGUAAUUCUUCUCUUUCUUGUUUUGGUUCUUUUUGCUUCGGCUUUUUUCUUAUGUGUGCGCGCCGAAUCUGAAUCUCGAAAUGGAGAAUUGUUUCGAAGAGGUAGAAGAAUUUUGGAGUCGGUGGAAGAAGAUGAGCCGAAGAAGAAGAAGUCUAGUGAUGCCUUACCCACCAAAACUCAGAACAACAAGCUCAUUAAAGCUCCCAUCCAAUCCUCAAAAAACCAAACCAAGCUUAUUAAGAAUAGUUUGUCGACCAAGAACAAAACUAUGCUUGGUAAGACUACCAAUUCCACCAAACUGACAUCCAGUGGCAUCCUUAAGGUUGGGCUCAAGAAGCUUAAUUCCACCGCUAAGCUCAAUUACACAUCAAAAUCCUCCAAUUCUACCAAAACCACUUCACUCUCUGCCAAGAAAUCCUCAGAUCUACUCAAAAUAAGCACACCCAAGAACAAAACGACAACACCCAAUUCCUCAAAACAAUCCCAAACCACCCAUCUCGACAAAACAAACAAAGAGCAGAAAUCAGAGAAGAAGCCGAAUGAGGAAAAACCCAAAAAACAAGUACAGGCCAAAGCAAAACCCAGUUGGGUCGACGAUGACGAAGACGACGAUUUAGUCUCGGAGUUCAGAGAUCUACCCACGAAAUUUCAGAAAACUUUGAUCCCAGACCUGGCGAGAAUCUCCACCACUUCCAAAGCAUACAUUACUAAAGCCAACAAACAAAUGACAAUGGGAUUCAAACCCAUCGUGGGUAACAAAUACGCCUCCACAAUCGCUUCUCUAACCUCCUUCGCAUUCAUUUUGAUUCCGUUAAUCUUGGUUAGUCUUUUAUUCAAUCGGAUCAAAGCUUAUUUCUCACUCCAAAAGUUACUGAUAUUCAUCCAAGUCUACCUAGCAAUCUACUUCGGCAUCCUGUGCUUAUCGUCGGUGGUGACUGGGCUGGAGCCCCUAAAAUUUUUCUACGCCACCUCGCAAUCAACCUACAUUUGCUUGCAGGUAAUGCAAACCCUUGGAUACAUCUUGUAUCUGCUGCUUCUGGUGAUGUACCUGGUGCUGGUGUUCUCCACCGAUUGUGGGCUGGGCUCGAGGAUGUUGGGCCUGGCCCAAACCUUCGUUGGGUAUGCAGUGGGUUUGCAUUACUACGUGUCGGUGUUCCAUAGGAUGGUCCUACACCAACCACCAAGAACGAACUGGAAAAUUCAUGGUAUUUACGCCACGUGUUUUCUUGUGAUUUGUGGGUUGGCCGGGGCGGAGAGGAGGAAGAAAUCUUAUUUGGAAGAAGACGGAACAGAGGGGAAGAAGAGUUGAUUCAAAUUCAAUUGAAUCUUAAAUUUAGUUUUUAUAAAUUUUUAUUGGUCGUUACCAAUAAUAACUUUUCUUUCUUCUUAUGUUUUUGAAUAUGUUACUGUGUUAGUAUUGGGGAUCAAAGCACCAAAUGGCCAAAAUACCAAAAGAAAUUGUACGGUUCCGUUUGGGUAGCUAGGGGCUAUAUUUCUAUUAUUCGAUUACAGAUUUACAUUACAUUAUUGUUGCAAAGAAGAUGAAAAUGAAAGAUAGUUAUUUCUUUGGGUUUUUGGUACCGAAA
Messenger RNA from Cucumis melo (muskmelon), 2007 nucleotides. RefSeq lists its product as uncharacterized. NCBI's taxonomy places the organism in Eukaryota, Viridiplantae, Streptophyta, Magnoliopsida, Cucurbitales, Cucurbitaceae. The transcript has a single exon. The record is from RefSeq and is a predicted model, not a curated record. The coding region runs from base 390 to 1730 and encodes 446 amino acids.